This is a messenger RNA of Malania oleifera, 2521 nucleotides long. RefSeq lists its product as uncharacterized. NCBI's taxonomy places the organism in Eukaryota, Viridiplantae, Streptophyta, Magnoliopsida, Santalales, Ximeniaceae. The record is from RefSeq and is a predicted model, not a curated record. Bases 1368 to 2096 code for a protein of 242 amino acids. The transcript has 6 exons.
UCUUCUUCGUCAUCUUCCAGGUGGUCUGCGUUGUCUUCCCAGUAGUUAUGUUCAUCCUUAUUUAUUUAAAUAUCUUGGCUUGUGUCGGCAGAUUGUGUCCUCACUUUUUUGUGAGAUCGAUUUCAAUUUGAUGCAUAGAUUGAUUUGGUGAAUUAUUUUGCUUUCAUUUGUUUAUUCUGUCUAUAAGUUGGGCCAAUGAAUAAUUUGCCCAAAGUUGAUUAAAGAGUGGGAAUCAAUGAAUUAAAAUAUUUCUAUUAACAAACAUGCUCUUUAAUUUUUUGAGGUUUGACCUCAAUCAUCCACCCGAGAGACAAAUGCUUCCUUGCCUCUCCCUGCCAUUCUCUCCAAUUUGUAAAGGGAAAAUUUCCAGGAUAUUAAUAAUAAAUUAUUAUUAAUUUAUUAUUAUUUGCUUUUACCAAACACAAUAUAGUAUAGUUCAUAGCGCAAUGAAGGCAAAAAUCCAUCCAUUAUGAUGUAUUAUAUAAUUGAAAAAUGCAGAGAAAUACAUAAAAGGCCAAAACAACAUUUAAUGUUCCCAAGUUUGAUCACUCUGCAAUUGCCAAGGGUGACCACAUACAAAAUAACUAUAGUUUCCUACUCCUAAACAGAUUCACAUGGCAUAUGAAUAUCAUAGUUCUCGAAGAAAUAUUGAGGCUACAUGUUUAUUGUUUAACAAUGAAUGUAUUCUUUUGCAUUGUACAGGAAUUAAUUCAAUCCAAAUAUUCACAUUUUUCAGGAAUAUUUGAAUCUGUACCACCCAAAGGUCAUCAAACCCAUUCAAUAUUAUAAGAUUAUUCUAAAUGGGUCCAUUCAUUUUUGACAUUGCAUAAUAUAUUUUUCCUGAUAAUAAUCUAUUAAAGUGGGGUGCACUAUUAUUUUUGCUAUAAUAAAAAAAACAUAUUUGAUUUCGGGAAAUGCCUUUUAUUUUAACAAACAGACCUGUUCUUGAUGAUUCUGAGGGUUAAAACUGGAAAAAGGCAUAUUUAGAGGUUAGUUACCAAACGAAUGAAAUAAUUUAGCAUUCAGAUUUAAAGACUUGUUCCAGUUAUAUACAGAAUCCAGUUCACAGAUUCAGAAUUGCAUUCAGCGCUGUCUUUAGAGGUUAGUUACCAAACAACAGAAAUAAUUUAGCACUCUGAUUUAAAGACUGAUUCCAGUUAUACACAGUACCCGGUUUACAGAUUCAGAAUUGCAUUGAGCAUUUAGCGCUGAAUGCUAAAUUUUAUCAAACACCCCCCUUACAAUACCUCCUUGAGGAUCUUGGCCCUUAGUAUCAGAGUCGGAUUCUAUUGGACUUCACUCCUUGAUGGCCUGAUUCUCAGUCCGUCAGUGGCUCGAUCCUUCUUCCUCCUCCUCGCCACUUUGGGAUGCUUGGACCCUUAAAUCCUUCUGCACAAGCCUUUUCACUGCUUGACAGAGCCAGUUUCAAUCCCCACAAGGACACUGCUCUCUCUGUCUAUUCCCCCAAUAUUUGUUUAUGGAUGAAGCAUAACUGGAAUUGCAUAGACAAUUUGAGCUUGGGACUGCGAGAUAGAGAAGGGCAUGAAAGAAAAACUUGGAACACAAUUGACAACAAAGUUUUGAAUGUUGGGGAAGAGCUGCAGAAGGAAACUCUUCCAUUACAAAUGGGUUCUCGUCUUUACCAACUGCAAGGGCUCAAGUCAAAUACUUGGUACGAAGUGAAGAUUUCCUAUCCAGCUUCUAUUCCUUCAAGCUUUUCUGUACAACUGAGGAAGGGGGUCGUAGAUUUUGGGCUGAAUCAGAACAGAAGAUUACUCAAUACUGAGAAACUAAUUUUCAAGACUGAUAGUCUUAAUUUGCUGGGAGAUCAGGAUGGAAUGUAUGUUCUUGUGACCGUGGAGCCUGAGGGAAUUGUUGCAAUUCCUCGCGCACAGGAGAGGCAGUUUGUCAUUUUCAAUAUAGUUUGCGAUGAAUUAUUAUUAGGGAUUCCGCACAAGGCUUGGUGGGUUGUUAUCUUGGUGUUGCUCUGUUUGGGAUUGGCACUAUUCAUUCCUUGUUUUCUUCCAUCAAAUUUGCUGCGGAGGGACCAUAAUAUGGGACAUGCUGCGCAGCGACUUAUUUCUAAAAAUUCUUGAACAUGAGAUGGUACUCCUCCCUCCAGUUGUUGCCUCUAUUUUGACUCUGGUGUUAUUGCUUAGGAGUCGGGAUGUCAUUUCUUGGUCUUGGGGGAAUUUCAUUUUCCCGUCAGCACAGUUCUUUGCACUUGGUUUUGUGCAGAGGUUAGUUUUGAAGUGAUUCCUCGUUAAUAUCUCUGCUUGACAAGAUCUACAACCUCUCUUUGCAAUUCCACAUCACCCUCUGCUUUGUGAUCUCCGUAAACAGUGCCGCUGUUUACUUUGAGAUGCUCCCCCACUCCCUCCCUCCCCCAUUUCAUAUUUAUUUGUUUCAAUAUUUUGUAAAUAAAAGUCCUUUAAUUUGUACAUCCAGUGAUACCAUAUUUAAAGGUGCUGUUGAUUUUGGUUCGUGAGAUUUAGGGCACAAUCUGCUGUUUUGUUGCAAA